This is a messenger RNA of Penicillium taxi, 231 nucleotides long. RefSeq lists its product as uncharacterized. NCBI's taxonomy places the organism in Eukaryota, Fungi, Ascomycota, Eurotiomycetes, Eurotiales, Aspergillaceae. The record is from RefSeq and is a predicted model, not a curated record. The coding region runs from base 1 to 231 and encodes 76 amino acids. The transcript is spliced from 2 exons.
AUGUGCAGAUGGCGGGAUAAAUACCUGGCAUAUCUCAACCGGGACCUGGAGCACCUGAUGGAAAAGGGCACCCAGAAACCCACGCAUCCAAGUAAGUGUGAUCCUCGACAAGGAAGCCAACUUGAUGAUGCUAUCAGGUGGGUUAGAUACCGUCACCAACCUGGUUGCCUGAAGUUUUUGCUUCCUCUCCACCCGGCCCGAAAUUCAGGAAAAAGCGGGUCAGACGAUUAG